This is a messenger RNA of Chara braunii, 1134 nucleotides long. The record is from the annotation of a GenBank genome assembly. Lineage: Eukaryota; Viridiplantae; Streptophyta; Charophyceae; Charales; Characeae.
GUGAAGUGUGGUGAGCUCGUCUGAGGAAGGGAUGGAAGUGGUGUCUUCAGGGGUGAUGUGAUGGAAAAAGCGGGUGCGGGACGGGGCGGGCGCGGGCGCGGGCUGGUGAUGGGGGUGGAGGAGUUGAUCGUGGUGAAGCAUGCAAGAGAGGAGAUCAGCAAGGGGUAUGUCGGGUUUGUGGGCGAGGGCGAUUACAAGGUCUUUGUGACAUACUCGUUUGAUGCGGGAGAUGAACGCAAAGUCGGGAAUGACGGUGGUGGGGAGGUGGUGGCGGAGGGAGCGGACAUAUUGGACGAAGCGGUCCGUGGGACCGGUCUGACGGAGGUGGCAAAAUUUGUGCUGGAUGCGCCGGAUGAGGGAGGAGGUGGGGAGAACGAAACGGUGGUGGAGGUUGAAGGGUUGGUGGAUGUGGUGGUAGAGGUGGUAGGAGUGGAGGAGGUCGGCGGGGGGGUGUUGCUGGAGGCGGUUGUGGAGGAGGGAGUGGUUUGCGCUGUGGAGGAGGGAGUGGUUUGCGCUAUGGAGGAUGGAGGUGCGGCCGUGGUGACGACCGUGAUGGACGGGUUGUCCCCUUCGAGCGCGGUGACGCGGUCGGAUAUGGACGACAUGGUGGCCUUUAUGUCGUCCGGUGAUGGAGGUUUGGAAGGUGUUGAGUGCGUGGAGGAUGGUGGAGAGGUCGGGGGUGGCGGUGUUUGUUGGUGGUUGUUCGCCUGCGAGGUUGUGGGCGAUGCUAUCGACCGAGUCGGUGCGGAUGUCCAACCUGUUGAUGGAGGAUGCGGUCAUGUCGGGGGAAGAGGGGGUGGAGGACGCGGCCUGAACGGAGGUGGAGGAUGCAGCAGCAGCGGUGGCGGCGGCAGCAGCGGCGGCGGCGGCGGCGGCGGCAGCGGCAGCGGCGGCGGCAGCGGCGGCGGCGGCGGCGGCAGCGGCGGCGGCACGUUGGGAGUUCUUGGUUUGGCGUGGUGGCAUGCAGAGGUGGGGAGGGCAAUCCCUUAUUUAUUUAUCAAUAAAUUCAAAAAUAAAGAUAAUUGCCAAGAUUUCUUGGAAAGUAGGGAAUUAAUAUUGAAUAAAUAAAUUUAUUCCAAUUGGAAUUUUAUUUAUUCGAAAUUAAUUUGGGUCGAACAAAAUUUUGAAGGAUCC